AUGCGCGUUCCCCUCGUUGACAGAAAUGACGAAGAGGACCAGCCAGGCACUCCUCCACAGAAUACGUGGGAUAUCUCCGAAAAGACACCACCGACUCCCAUUGCAGAUGUCGACGAACACGAACACAGUGCACAGCAAGUGCCUCCCCAGCAUCUUGGCUUUGUACCUCCCAACGGAGGGUUCGAGGCAUGGCUGCUGGUCUUUGCAGGAUUCCUGGUGUUUGCCAAUGUCUGGGGCAUCGUGAGCACGUUUGGUGCAUUCCAAGCAUUCUUCAUCAGAGACCUCCUCUCCAACGAGUCGGCAUCCGCCAUAUCAUGGAUCGGCAGCGUCCAGGCCUUUCUGGUCGUCUUCACGGGCGUCGGUUGUUUCCUUACUGUGUUCGGCAUGAUGAUGACCAGCCUGGCCAAGUCGUACUACCAAGUCUUUCUGGCCCAAGGGAUCUGUGUCGGCAUGGGAGCCGGGCUCUCCUACGUCCCGACCCUGGCGCUCAUUUCGACCUAUUUCACCACCAAACGGCCCAUCGCGAUCGGGAUUGCGGCGGUCGGCUCGAGUGCGGGCGGCGUCAUCUUCCCCAUUAUGUUUCGUCGACUACAACCACAGAUUGGAUAUGGCUGGACGGUUCGCUGUAUUGGCUUCAUCAACCUGGCAUUUGCAGUGCUCAUCUGCGUCAUCCUGGGCAGACAUAGGAAAGAGGGAGGCGCCCAACGAAGAUCUCUCUGGGACCUGACCGCACUCCGGGAGCCGAUCUUCCUGUCCUGGACCGCCUCAUUGUUCUUCCUCUUUUUGGCAUACUACAUCCCUCUGUUCUUCAUCGUCUCUUGGGCACGCUGGGUGUUGCAUACGUCGGAAGACAUGGCCUUCUACAUGCUCGCCAUCUUGAACGGUGGCUCGUUCCUCGGUCGCACGUUUCCCUACCUUCUGGGCCGGCGGGUGAAGCCCGUCUACACCCUCAUCUUCUCCGCCGUCCUCGGCACGAUCCUGACGUUCUCCUGGAUCGCCAUUCACAGCUCAGCGGCGUUUAUUGUCUGGUGCAUCCUCUGGGGAUUCGUUGCAGGGGUCUUGGUCACCGCCCCAACCUCCACGAUGCCACAUCCUGUGAUAUCACCCAAUAUGGGCGUGAUAGGCACCAGGAUGGGAAUGAGCUGGAGUGCCGCCGCCAUCGGGUCUAUCAUCGGGUCGCCCAUUGCGGGAGCCCUCGCAAACGUCGCUUCCGGAAACUUUCUUCAUGCACAAAUAUUUGUCGGUGCCGUCAUGGCAUCGGGUGCCGUUUGUUUGAUCCCAGCAUUGAUCGCAAUUGAGAGGCACGACCGCAAAGCCAAAAGUUGA
Molecule: messenger RNA, 1326 nt
Organism: Fonsecaea erecta
Lineage: Eukaryota; Fungi; Ascomycota; Eurotiomycetes; Chaetothyriales; Herpotrichiellaceae
Exons: 3
Coding region: 1-1326 (441 amino acids)
Biological process (GO): transmembrane transport
Cellular component (GO): fungal-type vacuole membrane
Molecular function (GO): transmembrane transporter activity
Source: RefSeq, a predicted model, not a curated record